Messenger RNA from Rhodotorula graminis WP1, 504 nucleotides. RefSeq lists its product as uncharacterized. The coding region runs from base 1 to 504 and encodes 167 amino acids. The record is from RefSeq and is a predicted model, not a curated record. NCBI's taxonomy places the organism in Eukaryota, Fungi, Basidiomycota, Microbotryomycetes, Sporidiobolales, Sporidiobolaceae. The transcript has 2 exons.
AUGGGCAGGAGCGCAAAGAUGACAAAGCGCUUCUCGAAAGCAGACCGCGUCGCUAAAAAGGUCAACGCCCAGAGUGCACCCGCCGCCCUCUCGCGCUCGGCCUCGCCCGACCACGACGCCGACGCGCCCCUCGCCAUCCCGCUCUUCAACACGUCCGUCCCCGGCCGCGUCGGCAAGCAGGCCUCGUCCCGCUCGAGCCGGCCCCAGCAGCAGCACCAGCAGGCCGACUCGGACAACGACGACGCCGACGACGGUCUCGAGCCCGCCCUCGAGGGCGACCACCGCUCCAGCACCGCCGCCAGUGCGCCGCAGCAGAAGAAGAAGGGCGGCCUGCGCGACAAGGUGCGCGCCGCGAAAAAGGCCGUGCACGACGACGAGGACCGCAGCAACGACAAGCUGUCGGGCGCACAGCGGCGCAAGGCGACAAAGAAGCACAACGUGCUCGGCUCGGUCGAUUAUGUCAAGCUGCACGAGGCGAGGCCGGGCAAGAAGAAGUUCCGGUAG